AUGUACAACCGGGACGACUACGUCUUCUUCUGGAAACCCCAUGAAAUCCAGUAUCGCUCGCCCUUCACAGUGACAGUCACUAUUGACGAAGGCGGUGAACCUGAAGAAGUGACGUUCCCGACCGCAGAGCAUUGGAUGAUGUUUCAAAAGGCGCUGUUGUUUAAGGAUGCAGAGAUAGCUCGGGAGAUUAUUGGUGUGAAAGGGAUUGGAUCAACCGACAUGGCCCACGUCAAGUCUCUUGGACGCAGAGUCUCUGGCUUCAUUGAAGACUUCGUCAUGGUCGCCCCUGCAGUUGCAAAACCUCCGCCCCUUUCAUAUGCGGAGCGUGCAAAGAAAGCACAGAACAUAAAAUCGCCAAUAUCCGCCCCACCACCACCACAGCGCGUAUCCAAUCCGACACCCAACCCAGUAGCACCCGCCAACGUGCCCAGUACAUCAGCAGUCCUCAACACCACCUCGUCACCUCUAAUCUCGGCUUCUCGCAACGCAGACGACACUCCCAACUCAUCUUCUAUCCUAACAACCCGUUCUUCGUCACCGGUACCACAAGCUGGUGCCAACAGCGCUGCGGUGCCUUCCCUCAUCUCUUCAUCAGACCUCGCUGUCAAAGCCCUGAACAUCGUCACCGCCAACGCAUCAUCGCCUUCGAAGAAUGUGUGGCAGGUGCGGAGAGAGCAGAUGGCUGCCCUCGUACAAAAGCCGGCCACGUCGGCCAGCAGUCAACCCGUUUCGACGGCAGUGAAUGGAGCAAAGAGUGGGAAAUCGAGCAGGGGAUCUCCUGUGGACGAUGAUCCGUUCGUCGUUCGCAUGCCCGAACGCCUUGCGCGCCCAGCGCCGCAAGAGGAUUGGCCGGAGGUCGGGAAAUCGAUAUCUACGUCAACGAGCACGGAGCGGAGCGUCAAUGGGACACCCAAGAAAAGUGGCGAGAAACCGAAGUGGGUGCCUAUUCCAGCGGAGGAGAUGCAGGCCGCUGCUGACGCGGCCUCCAAAAGGCGGAAGAACAGUCUUCACCCCUCGCAAGGUGGUACGCCCCCUCGCACCCGAACACACUCCGGCCGCACCUCGGCAUCGCACUCUGCGACGCACUCACGUGUGCAGAGUCGCUCAGGGAGCCUCCAAUCGAGCCCAAGGGUUCCCCGCGGUCGACGUUUACCGCCCGCCGACGAACCAGCAUCGUCAAUAAAUAGUGCUCCUGAGCCUGAGCAACAGCCCACGACACCCAACCAUCCCACGCCUCCUCCGCAACCUCAAUACCAGCCCUAUCAACCUGCACAUCAACCGCCUCAUCAACCGCCUUUGCAUCCCUCCGCGCCCGUGUUCUACCCGCAGAAUGGCACCUCACCUCAUCCACCACCGCCCUCGAUGUACCCGCCACCGAAUUCGCAUUAUUCGCCGUACCCGGUCUAUGGACCUGGUGCGUAUGAUUACGCUCCUCCAGGACCAUCAUUCGCCCCUCCAUACGUUCCGUGGCACGGGCACAGUCCGUCAUUAUCUGGACAACACAGUCCUGUGUACCCACCUUUGCCGAUGCAGGGCUAUGUUGGGCCGUCAGUCAAUGGUGGUCCUCCUCCGAGUAUUAAUGAGUCCUCUUCUCUGCCCGAUGUGGUGGUCAACAACCCCUCAGCUGAGACAAACACAAAUACCGUCCGGGAAAAAAUGGUCUUCGGCAGCAUCAAUGCCCCAAGUCCCGCGCCGUUAGACCCCAACAGCCAGAAGGAGGAGGAUGUCGUCGAAAAGGCGUUCGCGACGUUCGCCAUUGGGGUUGACAAGAAGGAACCUAUACCUGCACGCCUGCGAUCCAAGACGAGGGACGGGGCAUCAAGACUCAACGAGAAGGCGGAGGAGGAACUACCAAGACCGACAGAAAGGAAGUGGAAGUUUGGCACCACGAACAGCACGCCUCCUGUUAACGGACAGAUCCCACUGCCUCCUGAAAAUCAAUUGCAACAAGCAGUAACGGUGCCUGCCGUGCCUGCUGCACAAGCGCCGUAUGUGCUUGAGCCCGUGGGCAGCACAUCCUUCAUCGUCUCUCAACCCUCUCCGCUUCAAGCGCCCAUCCCAGUGCCUUUAUCCGGGCAACCGCCCCUUUCCCUCCAGCAUAGCCAACAUGCGGUAGCCACGGUUGACCCUGAUCUCGAAGUGAAGGACUUUGGCUUUGGCUUUGGUGACGCGAGCGGAACGGGGUACGCCACGCUGAUGGAAAAGGAGAGCCGACGCGCUAGGCACUUGGAGCAGGAACAAGAGAGAGAACGCGAACGCGAGAGGGAAAGGCAGCAGAUUCUCGCUGCCUCAGACGAUUCUGCAGAUGCAGAUAGUGGGAAGGAAGUCGUCGAAGGUAGUUCCGGACCAAAUGGUGUACGUGGUCCGGAUUUGCGAGAACAGCGAGACCAUCUGGGAAGCGGGCGCGGGAGGAGAGGGUUCCCGGGUAAUGCCCGAGGCGGCUACGAUCGUGGAGGGCGACGAGGGCGUGGAGGGAUGAAUGGCUUUACUCGAGGUUAUGGGCGAGGAGGAUACAACAACGCACGUGGGGCAGGCGUCGGAGGACCCCAGCGAACACCACCCUUCACGGUUACACCACCUCCACACUUCCAACCCCUGCCGCUCGAUGGCGGGCUACCACCUCCGUCCAUGCCGCAUGGAGCACCAGGACCAGGCGGGUACUACCCACCGCCCAGGCAGCAGCUUCCUGGGACAAUAUUUUUACCACCAGGUUUCGAAGGGUAUCCACCGCCGCCUCAACUACCACCUCACAUCGCCCAUCAGCAUGGUCAACAGUCGCCUGGAUUGAUGCCACCGCCUCCGCCUCCAAUGGGCGGACACCCACAAGCCCCGCCCAUGCCUGUGCCUCUGUCGCCUAUCUCGUUCCCGCUUGAUCCAACGAGGUUUUAUCUGCUUGGACAACUCGAGUACUAUCUGAGUCCGCAGAACAUGGCACAGGAUUUCUUCCUGCGGCAGCAGAUGGACGCCAUGGGUUGGAUACCUAUCCAACUCUUCGCAUCGUUCAAUCGCGUCAGGCAACUGACGACAGACGCACAACUCGUUCGCGACGUGUUGACGCUUUCGAGUAUGGUGCAGGUGCAUGUGAACAUGGUUCGCAUGGGCGGAUGGGAGAGCUUCGUCCUGCCCGAUGCUGCACCGAGCACAGUCGAGGAGCAACCAUACCCCUAUCAACAACCUGGCCCGUACUAUGUCGGAGAGCACCCCCAGCAAGUUCCUGGGCACCCGCAAGCAGAGCAAAACAGGCAUGUGUUGCCUCCGAAUGGCGAUGUACCAAUGGAAGCAUCUGCUCCUUCUGACGGCGGCGCGAAGGCUGAUAGCAGGCAGAGUAUGCCCGCUAUGAACGGGCACGGUCAUGGCGCCGAAUACGAGCACGACCAGGUUGCAGAAGAGGAAGACGACGACGUCGAGUUCGUGAUGGGUCACACAGGCGGCUCCUGGCCACCCGAAAGACCGUCUUGA
Cyclocybe aegerita is the source of this 3459-nucleotide messenger RNA. The record is from the annotation of a GenBank genome assembly. Lineage: Eukaryota; Fungi; Basidiomycota; Agaricomycetes; Agaricales; Hemipholiotaceae.